Messenger RNA from Hippocampus zosterae (dwarf seahorse), 1199 nucleotides. It is a transcript of the gene myl7, whose product is annotated as myosin, light chain 7, regulatory. The record is from RefSeq and is a predicted model, not a curated record. Bases 629 to 1147 code for a protein of 172 amino acids. Gene Ontology annotation, molecular function: calcium ion binding. Gene Ontology annotation, biological process: heart contraction; cardiac muscle tissue development. Gene Ontology annotation, cellular component: myofibril; cytoplasm. The transcript is spliced from 7 exons. Lineage: Eukaryota; Metazoa; Chordata; Actinopteri; Syngnathiformes; Syngnathidae.
CAGAUUUUCCACAGUAAAAUUCUGAAAAUUAGGAUAGAGUUCAGUUUUACUUUACUUCAUUCCACAUCUUGACCGUUUGAAGCCUUUCCAGCUUUGAAAUAUUCAACUCCUUUAGGACACUUUAGGAACAUUUAUUUCCUCCUUCCACAUUUUUUGACCAAUUGAACCCACUCAAAGUUCAAAUUGUUCAGCUCAUUUCACAACUACUACUACUACAACUACUGCAAUUUCCACAUUUCGCUUUCAAACUGUUGAGCUAUUUCAGAACUACUUUGGAACUGCUGCAUUUCCUCCAUCCAUCCAUGGAUUUACUUGGUAAUGAUUACUGAUGGAUUUAUUGUUAUUUGAAGUCACAAUCUGAGCCGAGCAAAAUUAUAGAACUGUCAAGCAUCAAGGGUCACUCUCGUUGGCCCACCCUACUUGGCAUAUCUCCACUCCCCAGCCACGUGGAAUCCUGCAUCUCCUCUUAUCAGCUCCCUUCUGCGACAUGCAGACAGCAGUUGUAUCCAUGUAAGGGUCUGCGCUCCCACCACUGGUUAUUAUAAGCGGGAGAAGAUAACACGGGCCCCGCAUAAAACCCACCCUGGCAUCAGGCCUUGGCCGGGAGUCCACGCGGGAUCACGCAGUCAUGGCAAGCAAGAAAGCGUCCAAUAAGAGACAGCGAGGAGCACAGAAGGCUUGCUCCAAUGUCUUCUCCAUGUUUGAGCAGUCCCAGAUACAAGAGUUCAAGGAGGCUUUUGGCUGCAUCGACCAAGACAGAGAUGGUGUUAUUAAGAAGCAAGACCUGAAGGAGACCUAUGCACAACUGGGAAAGCUCAACGUGAAGGAAGAGGAGCUGGAUGAAAUGUUGAACGAGGGCAAAGGACCAAUUAACUUCACCGUCUUCUUGUCCCUGUUUGGUGAGAAACUCAACGGCACUGAUCCAGAGGACACCAUACUCGCUGCCUUUAAGCUCUUCGAUCCCAACGCGACAGGUUUUGUCAACAAGGAAGAAUUUCGACGACUAUUGUUGAACCAGGCGGAUAAAUUCACACCAGAGGAGGUAGAUCAGGCCUUUGCGCUGGCUCCCAUCGACCCGACAGGAAACAUCGACUACAAGUCCCUCUGCUACAUCAUCACACACGGAGACGAGAAGGAAGAGUCCUGAACGAGGCCCGUAAUAGUCCUAUGAAAUCGCUGGAAUAAAUACUGUAACUGUA